Messenger RNA from Trifolium pratense (red clover), 988 nucleotides. Its product is annotated as ethylene-responsive transcription factor ERF109-like. The transcript has a single exon. Bases 83 to 775 code for a protein of 230 amino acids. Gene Ontology annotation, molecular function: DNA-binding transcription factor activity; DNA binding. The record is from RefSeq and is a predicted model, not a curated record. Gene Ontology annotation, biological process: ethylene-activated signaling pathway; regulation of DNA-templated transcription. NCBI's taxonomy places the organism in Eukaryota, Viridiplantae, Streptophyta, Magnoliopsida, Fabales, Fabaceae.
CAAACCUUAAACUCUUCAAAACACAAACACAACAACAACCUGCGACUUAGAGCUUUUUUUUUUGUUUCAAUUUUCAAACAUCAUGAACAACUACUCUUACUCCUCCUUCUCUCCCACCUCACUCACCUCUGAUCAAGAACUCUCCGUCAUCGUCGCCGCCUUAACAAACGUCGUCUCCGGUUCAACCUCAACAGAUUUUCAUCUUCCUAAUAAUUCAGCCGUUGGAACCACCAGCGGCAGCUUAGAACGAAUAGUUCCACCGGCAAACAUGGAAACCUGCCGUGAAUGUAACAUAGCAGGAUGUUUAGGAUGCAAUUUCUUCCCGGAAGAGAAUAAGAAAAAACAAAAGAGAGCUAAGAAGAAGUACAGAGGAGUUAGACAGAGACCAUGGGGGAAAUGGGCAGCUGAGAUUCGCGAUCCGAGACGCGCAACUCGUGUUUGGUUAGGAACUUUUACUACUGCUGAAGAAGCUGCUAGAGCUUAUGAUAAUGCCGCGAUUGAGUUCCGUGGACCGAGGGCUAAACUCAAUUUUCCUCUUGUUGAUGAGUCUCUUAAGCAUGUAGAGGAGCCAGAAAUGGUUGUUGAUGAUCCUUCUCAUAAUUUCAAAGAUGAGAAUUUGAAUCAGGAAAUGCAAACAGAGACAACUGUUGAAUUUGGGAACAAUAGUAAUAAUGAUUUCUGGGAUAGGAUUGGAGAAGCUGAUUUUCAACAACUUAUGAGGUUAAUGGAUUUUGGUGGAGAUUCUUCUGGUUCAAAGAACAGGGAACAGUUUUAAUUAGUUCUUUAAUUCAAUAACAAAGGGAAGAUUUAUUUUUGUUAAUGUGUGUUUAAUUAAUUAGUUUAAGAGUAAGUAAUGAUUAGCUUCCACUAGACUUUUAUCCGGGAGGGAGUUGCUUUUAAUGUUUGAUUUUGCAGAACAAUCUGCUUUGUACUUAAAGUGUGGCUUUGUAAUUUGUUCAAUUAUAAAAAGUUCUGUACUUUUUCUUCA